This is a messenger RNA of Chlorella variabilis, 639 nucleotides long. Its product is annotated as expressed protein. The coding region runs from base 1 to 639 and encodes 212 amino acids. The transcript is spliced from 5 exons. The record is from RefSeq and is a predicted model, not a curated record. NCBI's taxonomy places the organism in Eukaryota, Viridiplantae, Chlorophyta, Trebouxiophyceae, Chlorellales, Chlorellaceae.
AUGCCAGCGGGCGGGCGAGAGGCAGCCACGCGAACGGGCCAGGGAUGCCUCUCCCCCAUCAACUCCAUCUUCCUGCGUUGCUACCAAGACGCCAAGACCGUGGCCAGGCUGCAGGAGAGCAUCGGGGACUUUGAUGAGGCCCGCACCGUCGUGUCAAAGGUGGUGCGUGACGAGCGCAACCAGCUGGCUGCCCGCACCCGCGCCGCCAUGCAGAUCUUCUAUGCCGCCGACCGCGGCGGGCUGGGCGGUCUAGCGCCGUACAUCGACGGCAAGGUGGACCGUGAGCUGGCCGAGGAGGUGCUGGCAGGUGCGAUGGCUCCCGCCUGCAUGUCGGAUGCGGUACUGCUCCUCCGACGACUCGGGCUACCCUCGCGCCACGUGGUGCAUCUUGCGUAUGCCAUCAAGCGCGAGAAGCUGCCCGAGGCGGAGGACAUUGAGGACAUGGGCCUGCCUGCCCCGGCUGUGGCCUAUGCUGAGCUGGCAAUUGAGUACAAGCUGAAAGGAGAGUCCAUGCCAGACUCGGACAGCAGUGCAUUCAAAACCAAGUACGAGCAGCGGCUGCGGGAUGUGCGGCACCGGCGCGACCCCAACGUCACCUGCGGUGCUGGCUCGGAUGACGAGGAGGACGAGGACGAGUGA